AAACUGGUGAUCCCUACAUUAUUUUUGGUCUUGGACGCGUUUCAUACGCGUAAAAACUUUGUUUUCCCCAUAAAAAAUCACAAAUAAAACAAUAAUGUCGCAUAUAAAAGAUUUAUAUUUAUGUAAAAACAUCGACGAUUUGGAAAAACAGUCCGAAAUACCAGAUGUACGCGAUAAAAAGAUGAAAAUGUUACUGGAGACAGCAAAAAGACUUAUUGCUGAGGCCGAAAAAUAUUAUCGUCUGGGCGAUGAGGAAAUGGCCUAUGUAUUUUAUACGAAAUAUUUUAGCCUGCUAAAUAUUAUUUACAAGAAAAGGGAUUACAUUGAAAGCAAGCCGCUGAUAAGACAAAUGUUGGGCGAUAAUCGUUCCAACAAGAUGACCAUGGAUCGCUUGGAAAUGUUGACGAGGUCACUGAAUGAACGUUAUGAUCGUUUAAAUGCCAAGAAAUUGGAGAAACGUGACAGUGUGACACCUCUCAACAGAAGCAGUUUGAAUUCAUCCCUGAAUCAGGAGAGAUCACGUUCCAACUCACCCAAGGUAACAGAAAGCAAUGGUUUUCCGCCAUCCCUACGUUUGAUGACAUCUCAAGAGCUCUUUGAAUGCAUGAAAACACAAAAAGUUUUGAUUAUGGAUUGUCGUCCAGCCGAUGAUUACAAGAUGUCACAUCUCACCUAUCCGUUGGCUUUCAAUGUGCCCCAGGAAUUGAUACAAUAUGGUAUGUCGGCUGGCAAAUUACAGGAUAAGCUGGAUCCUGAAUCAAAAAAGCUGUGGUCAGCCAGAGCCAUUAAAGAUCAUGUGGUUCUAAUGGAUUGGAGUUGUUCGGAUCCAAAUCCACCGGAAGGAUCAGCUAUUGCUAUUUUACUGAAUAUUUUACAAAAUUGGGAUCCUGAUGUCACCUAUCGUUCACCGAUACAAAUUCUCGAAGGUGGCUAUAAUUACUUUAAAUUGGUCUAUCCUUUUAAGUGUACAAAUCCAAUGGUGCAGGCACCGUCAACACCACAAAAUGAUAUGAAUCUCAUUGAUGAUAUUGAGUAUCCAUCAGUAUUUGAUAUUCAAAUGAAAGAUGAAGUUUUAAAGACCACCACCACCACGACAACGGCCACUUCACCCAUACGACCAGUUAUCGAUCGAGCCAGUAAACAAGCGGCCAUACAAACCUACAAAGAAAAAGAAAAGGCCAUUGAAGAAAUUUUCAAAGAACAGGAGGUGUUAUUGGAAAAAGCCCAAGAAAACGAUGAGGAAUUACAGAAAGUGGCCAAACAAUUGAAUAGCAUUUACGAGAAGAAACAAUUGGAUCUUGCGGAUCAAGAGAUACUCUAUAAAAUGAUGCAAUUAGAAAGUGUGGCCAAGGAUUAUAAACUUGACAACAUGCGUCUUCGUGAAGAGCUGGAAGAAUAUAAACGCCGCGAACAGGAAAGUGUUACACGCCAACAAGCCCAAGAGGUUGAGGAAAAGACCAAGGAAAUUGAGGCAAAAAUUGAAGAACGUCUACGGCGAGAUGAACAACUCGAGAGGGAAAAAGAACAACGGGCCAUACAACUUGCCAUUGCUAGAGAAAAUAAGAAGUUCUUCCAAAAUCGUCAACAGGAAAAGCAAACAGAACAAGAACAAUUGGAGCGAGAACCGUCACCGCCACCACCCGCCCCUGUGGAAAUGGUGCCACCAAAACCUACUGUACCCCAAUUUGAUCGUUCCGUCAAACCUCAAUUAACAGCCCAUCAUCAGCAACAACAAACGCCUCAGUCGCCAAAUAUUUAUGCCUUACAAGAUAAACAACGUGACUUCUCACCCGUUCGAGGUGCUGUGGGUCGUGGCUUGACCGGCUUAAAGAAUCUAGGCAAUACCUGCUAUAUGAACAGCAUUUUGCAGUGCCUCAGCAAUACCCCCCAGCUGGCGGAAUAUUGUAUUACAGACAAAUACAAAAACUAUAUAAGUCGCAACAAUAAAACAAAGGGACAAAUUGUGGAGGAGGUGGCGGCACUCAUAAAGGUCCUGUGGAAUGGAAACUAUAAAUGUGUGGCCAGCAAGGAUUUGCGUUAUGUCAUUGGCCAAUAUCAGAAAAUGUUUCGUGGCAUUGAACAACAGGACUCCCAUGAAUUUCUUACCAUACUCAUGGAUUGGUUACACUCCGAUCUACAAACCCUGACAGUGCCUGAAUAUCCCCGCGAACCAAUGACCGCCUCCGACAAGGCUUGGCUGGACUUUACCAAGGCCAAGGAAAGUCUAAUAUUGCAUUUAUUUUAUGGUCAAAUCAAAAGUAUCGUCAAAUGCACCACGUGCGACAAGGAGUCGGCCACAUAUGAGUGUUUUUCGAAUUUAAGCCUUGAACUGCCUGAGAACAACAACAUUUGCCAGCUGUCACAAUGUUUGGAUAUGUAUUUCAGCGGUGAACGCAUAAGCGGCUGGAAUUGUCCGGCCUGCAAACAGAAACGGGAUGCCAUCAAGAAAUUGAAUAUUUCAAAACUGCCACCGGUCUUGGUGAUACAUUUGAAGAGAUUCUAUGCCGAUACCGAUUCCCUUAGUCCCAGCUAUAAGAAAAAACAAAAUUAUUUACGUUUUCCUCUGGAAAAUCUAAAUAUGUUCCCGUACAUAACAAUAUCAGAGUCGCGUCGCAACACAACGAAAUCCUACGAAUUGUACGCUGUCUCAAAUCAUUACGGCUCGAUGGAGAGUGGCCACUAUACAGCCUUCUGUAAGAGCGGCACCUAUGGCAAGUGGUUUAAGUUUGACGAUCAAAUGGUAACGCCACAGGAUGCCUCAACGGUGGUCUCAAGUGCUGCUUACAUAUUGUUUUAUACACGUCUGGCGCCGUCACAAUAUAUAACGGAAAGUAAUUCCUCUAGGCUAUAGAAAGACUAUAUCAUUUUAGUUGAUCUUUUUUCGAUUUUCUAAUUUUAAUUGGUUAUGGAUUCAAUUCCUUUAUAAACUAACAAAAAACAAAGACACAUACAUACAUAUACACACACACUUAACUCUCGCCCUAUAUAUGUCUAGUCCACGAUUAGAAUGAAUGAAACUUUGCCUUAUAUAUCCAAAAAAAAAAAGUAUAUCGAAAUUACUAUAGGCUAUCGAAACAAACAAAAAAAAAUCAAAACUUUUUUAGGUUAUAUUUUUUGUUAACUUGUUAUUGUUUUUUUUUUCUUAUUAUUAUUUUUAUUUAAACAAAACUAAAAAAAAAUAUUCCAUAUAUACUAUACAUAAAUUUACUAUUUAUCUUAUAAUUUCCCAAAAAAUAUAUAUUUUAGAGUUUACAAAACUCCCUCUCACUUUUGUUAAAUUUAUAAACACUUCUAUUUACAAAUUUUCUCAAUAGGUAUUUGUUCUUAUUUUUUUAAAAAAAAAAGUAACCUCCCAGAAAUUCCAAAAAUAUUACCCAUUAAGACUUACCAAUUUAUUUAUUCAAAAUCAAAUCCAAAAGAGAAGAAUGUCAUUAUUUGAGAAAAGUCUACAAAUGAAAGCUGAUAUAAAUGUGAAUAAUAUAAAUUAAGAUUUAUGUUUCGCUAAAAACAAACGCAUAGUUACCAUUAAAUAUAUAUUUUUUUCAAGAAGAACAUUUUACAUUUUUACUUGUAAAAACAAAACACAUUCAUAAGUCAUACAGAAUAAACAAAAUACUAUUUUUAAUAUAUGAUUUAUAUUGAACUAUAAAUAUAAAGAGGAAAACAAAAAAAGAAAAAUAAAA
This is a messenger RNA of Musca domestica (house fly), 3683 nucleotides long. RefSeq names its product ubiquitin carboxyl-terminal hydrolase 8 (gene Usp8). The transcript is spliced from 8 exons. The record is from RefSeq and is a predicted model, not a curated record. Gene Ontology annotation, biological process: protein deubiquitination. Gene Ontology annotation, molecular function: cysteine-type deubiquitinase activity. Bases 95 to 2851 code for a protein of 918 amino acids. NCBI's taxonomy places the organism in Eukaryota, Metazoa, Arthropoda, Insecta, Diptera, Muscidae.